Molecule: messenger RNA, 1410 nt
Organism: Rattus rattus (black rat)
Lineage: Eukaryota; Metazoa; Chordata; Mammalia; Rodentia; Muridae
Product: cysteine protease ATG4A
Exons: 9
Coding region: 126-956 (276 amino acids)
Molecular function (GO): protein-phosphatidylethanolamide deconjugating activity
Source: RefSeq, a predicted model, not a curated record
CAGGAGGCAUCUUUGGAAGCUACUCAGUUCCGGGUCCUAGCAAUGUGAAACUACAAAUCCCAGAAUCCUUAGAGAAAGCCAUAGUCAAGUUGCCGGUGGAAUUGGCCCAGGAUGACAGCUGGAGAAUGGAGUCAGUUAUGUCCAAGUAUGAAAACCAGAUUAUUAUUUUCACUGAAUACCUAGAAGAAUUCCCAGAUACAGAUGAGCUGGUAUGGAUCCUGGGGAAGCCACAUCUCCUUAAGACAGAAAAAUCUAAGCUGUUGUCUGAUAUAAGUGCUCGUCUAUGGUUUACAUACAGAAGGAAAUUUUCACCGAUUGGGGGAACAGGCCCUUCGUCUGAUGCUGGCUGGGGAUGUAUGCUGCGCUGUGGGCAGAUGAUGCUGGCUCAAGCCCUCAUCUGUAGACACUUGGGAAGGGAUUGGAACUGGGAGAGACAAAAAGAACAACCCAAAGAAUACCAAAGGAUACUGCAGUGUUUCCUAGAUAGAAAAGACUGUUGCUAUUCAAUCCAUCAGAUGGCACAAAUGGGUGUAGGAGAAGGGAAAUCAAUUGGCGAAUGGUUUGGACCAAAUACAGUUGCACAGGUGAUAAAAAAACUUGCUUUAUUUGAUGAAUGGAAUUCCUUGGCUGUUUAUGUUUCAAUGGAUAACACAGUGGUCAUUGAAGAUAUCAAGAAAAUGUGCUGUGUUCUUCCUGUGGGUGCUGCUGACACAGCUGGUGAGAGCCCUCCUGAUUCUCUGACUGCUUCCAGUCAGAGUAAGGGCACCUCUGCCCCGUGCCUAGCCUGGAAACCCCUGCUGCUCAUUGUGCCCCUUCGCCUGGGCAUAAACCAAAUCAACCCUGUGUAUAUUGAAGCAUUCAAAGAGUGUUUUAAGAUGCCACAGUCUUUAGGGGCUUUAGGAGGAAAGCCAAAUAACGCCUAUUAUUUCAUAGGAUGCUUAGGUAAGAAAGAAUGAAUUGCAAGUAAGUUGUUAUGGGCCACGGAAGGGUGUGGGGCAACAGUGUUCCUGGGAUAUAGGUUCUGGUGAGUGGGCAUUGCUUUACCUUAGGGAUACUGUGGCCUCUGGCAGCUCCUUGUGUCUCCAACCUGAUCUAUACAGAGUGAUUCUUUUUUCUUGUGCUUGCUGGGCAACAGUUCACCAUUAAUGCAUCUAUUUCUGCCUCUUGGUGGGAUGGUUUUGCUCUUUUCUGCUGGCUGGACACAGGGUCACGGUAUUACUCCAGAAUGGUUCUCUCUUGUAGGUGGGUCCCAGGACAGUGGGGUUUCAAUAUUUUGACUUUGCUGAUUUCCUUUUUCUUGAAGUUCAGGCAACAUACUUGGAGUAUGCACUGGUUUCCCAGGUCACCAAGAAUAGACUGGCUGUCUCAUUAUUUAGAGUCAUGAGUGAAUAGGAAUCAAAAGGUGGAAAG